AAUAACACAAAAAGCGUUUUAGUGGGACCAAAAUAUUACACGCUUGUGGUCGUCGGAUUGUCGCCGAACCGGCCGAUCGUUUUUUUUUAUAGGCACCAUGGCAUGGCUCAAACACGAGUAAAAAUUUAAUUAAUCAUUAUCACGCCAUGUUACCUGCUAUAGUCAAUUUUAUUCAUUUCAAAUACGUACUAUUGUGUUGCUUAGAAUACAUCUGUUGAUAGUUUUCAAAAUGCUGGCGUUUAGAAAUUAUUAUUUAUUUUUAAUUAACGUAGUUUUUUUUACAAUAUUCGCUGUUCAACUUGUAUCGGCCGAUGAAAAUGAUAACAAUAUUCCGAAAACUGAAACCGAGACAGAUGUAGUACUCAAUUGGGCAAAUGAUAUCGGCAACGAGCUUUGGAAAAUUGGGGAAAGAGUUACCAAAUUGCAAGAUAUCAAACAAAGAUAUGUAGACAUGAACGCGAGUGUAGAGCCGACAAAUGGCACAGAAAUCCUCAACACCAUUGUUGUUCGUAUGAAUAAAUUGAUUAAAGAAAAAGUCGACGCAGUUAUGCGCCUUCAAAAUGCUACGCAAGAGGCGGAAAGUCAAAAAGGAACAAUACCAUCCGAUCUUAUGGCCAGGAAAGAGAUAUCGUACCGCAAUUCAAAAUUUUCCGACAUUUCUGUCAAUGAUCCUAGGCCUAAUUUCAAUUAUUCCACGUACUACGAAGUGCCUGAAAAUUUGACUUUUGAAAGCAUGAAUUUGAGCGUCGAUCCUCACUUUAAUUAUGUUUUGGUCAACACCGACUACAGUUCAGUGCAUGUGCCAACAAAUAUUUACGACAGAUGGGACAGAGUCAUUGAACCGAUAGUUUGGUCUGAAAAAUUAGACGAAACUUUUAAAGAAAAUUACGACAAAGAUACAUCGCUAAUGUGGCAGUAUUUCGCUAGCACGUCGGGAUUUCUAAGACAUUUUCCAGCUUACCGCUGGGCAAUGGAACCUGACAAGUACGAUUGCCGUAAACGUAUUUGGUACGUUCAAGCAGCCACUUGUUCAAAAGAGGUGAUCAUAUUGAUCGAUAAUUCUGGAACGAUGUACGGUAUGAGGAAUACCAUAGCUCAGCUGACGGUCGAUACGUUACUUCAGACGUUCAGUAACAACGAUUUCGUUAAUCUUUUCCAAAUGAUAAAAGAAGAGGUGCAUUGUUUAGUGGAUUGUUUCAACGAUACCCUCGUCCAAGCUACACCCGAAAAUGUGGAACUAUUCAAGAAAUCAUUGUACGAUAUGUGUCCCGAUAACAAAAUCAAUUUUACAAAGGGAUUUAUUAAAGCAUUUGAAAUGUUACACGAUUUUAUACAGAAUAAGACCGAACAAUCCGAAAGGCGUAAUCAGGCCAUCUUCCUAUUAACAGACCAGCUACCUUCUCAAGCUGAAUUUGAUGUAAUACUAAGAGAAUACAAAAGGAUUUACGGAGGGCCAAACAUGGAAGUGGAUUUGUUCAUCUAUUUUAUCGGCAAAGACAUUGUAGAAGUUAAUGAAGUGCAGUGGGGAAGUAAAUGUCUAAAACCAGGCUCAAUAGUCCACGUUCGAACUAUGGACGAAGUACCCGAAGACGCACUUAAAUAUCUACCAGUCAUAGCGAGAACUCAAAAUGAAAACACGCAGAACUAUCCGGUAUCUUGGACUCACGUAUUUUUAGACAUAAAGAGGGAUAGAGGUUCUGAAAUGGGAGAAGAUCAGCCGGAAGUCGAUGAUGACCAACAAGACCAUCCCGAAUAUGGCAAUUUAAACGAACCUUUCAUAAUGACAUCAGUCACAACGCCAGUUUACAAAAAGAUAAAUCUCACAAAUCCAACGCCCGGGAAAGAGGAAAUGAUCGGAGUAGCAGCCAUCGACGUUCCAGUUGCAGAUUUCGAAAGACUAGUAAUAUCUCAUAAAAUCGGUGUAAAUGGAUACGCCUUUAUCGUCACCAACAACGGAUAUUUAUUAUUUCAUCCGGAUCUGACACCAGUAAAAGACAAAACUUUCAGAGUCAAUUUCAAUAGUGUAGACUUGACUGAAAUAGAAUUUUAUGAUGAUAAUGAAAACGAGCCUAGAAAACCGAAUGAGAGAAUCGUAGAGUUGAGAAGGAGCAUGGUGAAUCAAGAACGCAAUCUAAUGGAAAAUAUGACCAUUAAAUUUCAUUACGAUAGCCAGACUCGUGUUGGUUCAGAACUGAGAAGUUAUUUCUAUGCGCCUUUAAGAUGCAGUCCAUUUACACUGGGUUUAGCUUUACCCAAAGGUUACGGUAAUUACUGGAUCAAAGCCGACGAAACGAAAUUAAAAGAUGAAAAUUACUCUCAUUAUUUUGAAACCGAUGGUAAUUGGAAUAUUCAUCCGAAAUGGACUUACUGCGACUUCAGAACCAGACAAAAAUACGAUUACCGCACGCCCAAAAAGAAGCUACAAAAAUUUUUAUCCAUGAUGUUCGAGGAUAAAAGGACUAGAAAUUUCACAUGGCACGAUGAGCACCAAAUCAAAGACGCUGACAAGAACAUAGAUUUCGACGAUACGUUUGCUACCUGCUUUACUGUGGAUACUACAUUCAAACCAGAAGGGGAUUACUUUUGCGAUAGGGAAUUAAUGGACGUAUUAUUUUUCGAUGCGAAACUUACAUUCAAAGAAUUUGCAAACGAAAUUUCACCAGAAGAUAAAGAUUUUUUCACAAGAAAUGGAAUUCAAGUAAAAUUUGUAUCAACUCAAAGUGGUCUGACGCGAUGGAAAGUUUUCAAUGAGACCGCAACAUCCAGAAAUUUUGGUGAAACGAAUAAUAAAGCUCUCGAUGAAGUUUGGUACAAAAGCGCGGUCCUUUUACACGAAUCGAAACACGAAAGUUUUGUAUUUUCGUUGCCUAAAAAAAUAGAAAAUUCUAAAGAACGAUAUAUCACAGCCAGUCACGCAAUUUUCUACAGCGCAUCGUCAGAAAAUGAAGCACCUGAAGCUCCUGGUGUUGUAGUAGGAUACGAAAUGGCUUACGAAAAUUUCUGCCAAUUGAUAAGCAAUAAUAAAUACCAGCUAACCGAAAGCGUUCACUUCGAUAACUACAUAAUCGAUGCGAACGGAUACAUCGUAUACACAGACGCACCAAAGAUCGAGGGCGUCGAAUAUUUGGGAAGAUUUUUCGGCGAAAUUGAAGGCGCAGUGAUGCAGGCGUUAAUAAACGAAAGUGUUUUUCGCCAGCUAACAAUGUUCGAUUAUCAAGCUUUCACAAAUGAGGACAAACCACCUACUCCCAGUAGAGGUUCAUUUUUAUUCAAUCCUUUCAAUCAUUUAAUUUGGAUGGUGCAAUGGAUGUUCUCAAAAAUGUUAUGGGUUAUCGUAGAAGCCAAUUUAUGGCCGCUGAUUGACGCUUGGAAAUAUUGCAGCGAAAUUGGAGCCGAAUCUAGUAGAUCUAAUGUAAGCAGCAGCGCUGCCACUUGCGCUAAGGCUGCGAAAAAGUACUUGGAUAGAUGUCGUACUCGAGAAGAACCUGCACACAUCGAGCAACCAGACGAAAAUCAGAAAACGAUAAAAAAAAUAGAAGCUGAUAAGAAGUUUUCACUAUAUUUGUCAAGCGGUCACGCACCCAUCGAUAAUUCAAAUAGAAAUGGCAGUUGUGCCAGACCAUUCAAAGCACACAGAAUUCCGAGGACCAAUUUAAUUUUGAUAUCGUUGAACAUGAGUACAACAUCGUGUGACAUAAAACUGAGCGUGCAACAAGAAAUAAUCCAAUAUUAUAAUUCGGCCGAUAUCAAACUCAUAACCGAUCGCAAAAAACUGCCAGAAGGAAAAUACAUCGGCGUUCCAGCUUGUAACAAAAAAUUCCUAAAUUCGUACCCGAGGAAAAAAUUACGAGGCUGUAGCGAUAAACAAGUUCUUAAUUCAACCCAAUACGAACCGUGCGGCUCGAAUAGAUUUUUCAGCACUAGACAAAGUUUAUUAAUCACUUUAUUAUGUAAUUUUCUGAUAUUAUUUCAUUAUUUAAGAUUUUGUUGAGAUGUUUUAUUAAAUAAAUGUUGUGUUUGAAUAAA
Messenger RNA from Planococcus citri (citrus mealybug), 4026 nucleotides. Its product is annotated as voltage-dependent calcium channel subunit alpha-2/delta-3-like. The transcript is spliced from 27 exons. Gene Ontology annotation, molecular function: voltage-gated calcium channel activity. Bases 230 to 3991 code for a protein of 1253 amino acids. The record is from RefSeq and is a predicted model, not a curated record. Gene Ontology annotation, cellular component: voltage-gated calcium channel complex. NCBI's taxonomy places the organism in Eukaryota, Metazoa, Arthropoda, Insecta, Hemiptera, Pseudococcidae.